Drosophila busckii is the source of this 865-nucleotide messenger RNA. RefSeq names its product proteasome assembly chaperone 2. Gene Ontology annotation, cellular component: nucleus; cytosol. Gene Ontology annotation, biological process: proteasome assembly. The record is from RefSeq and is a predicted model, not a curated record. The transcript is spliced from 2 exons. Lineage: Eukaryota; Metazoa; Arthropoda; Insecta; Diptera; Drosophilidae. Bases 43 to 786 code for a protein of 247 amino acids.
UUCAUAUUUUUGUAUCUUGAAAUUUUUCGGACCUCGAUCAAGAUGUUGUUUCUCAAAAAUAAAGCUAAAACUCUUGAUAUAGCUGAUUAUACGGUUAUACUGCCGAGUAUAUGCGUGGGCAAUGCAGCGCAGCUAGCCUGCGACCUGUUGAUAGCUUCCAAGAAGCUGCAACGCAUUGGAAGUCUGUUUCAUCCCUGCUUAAUACCGGUCUAUGGUCCAUCAGCGUAUCAACAUGAACCAGAGGAGCGCGUGGCAUCCUGUGAGCUAUACACCAGUGUUGAAGAUAAAUUGCUAGUCAUACAAUUCCGUGCGCCGUUGAUAGCGCGUCAUACAAACGAUUUCCAGAAACAACUGGUAGAGCUAUUGCAGCCUGCACGUCGUGUCAUUAUACUCAGUGGCAGCUUUGGCUUUGAGCGUCGCAUUAUGGAGGAUUCACCAUGGGCUUAUCGCGCAAGCGAUAAUUUCAAAGAAGCACACGCAGCUCAACUGGGCAACGCAUCCUUGGUCAAAUGGAAGGAGCACACAGGAGAACAUAUCUUUGGCGGUGGCAAUGCGUUGCAGCUCUUCAAAGCCUUUGAUCAGCUCAAAGUUCCAGUCAUGCUGCUCUUCCGUUAUCUGCUGGAGGGCGAUAAUUCUACAGAUGCUUCGCUCAUUGUGCGCGAGUUGAAUGAACUGUGCGAGGACUUUUUGCAACUGCGCAAUGGCGGCGAUGGCAAAUUUAAGCUUACGGUGCCCAAGUCGUGGAAUUUGCUAUUUGGCAAUGAGGUUACAGAGUUACUUUUUUAGUUUUAUUUUGGAGCUACAGAAAAGUUUAGUCUUUAGGUGUUGGAAAAUAAAGAUUGCUUGCAGAGUGUUCUGUAAAAUA